Parascedosporium putredinis is the source of this 1056-nucleotide messenger RNA. The record is from the annotation of a GenBank genome assembly. NCBI's taxonomy places the organism in Eukaryota, Fungi, Ascomycota, Sordariomycetes, Microascales, Microascaceae.
AUGGCGCUCUCAUAUAAGCAAACACAAAUAAUCCGGUCCACCAUUCCGGCGCUCCGGGACCAUGGCGAGCGCAUCACCACCACAUUCUACCGCAACAUGCUCCAGGCGCAUCCGGAGCUCCACAACAUCUUCAACGACGUCAACAUCGCCAACGCGCGGCAGCCGCGGGCGCUCACUGCACGCAUGUGCCACAAGCAUUGCUCGCUGGGGAUCAAGCCUGAGCACUACCAGAUUGUGGGCAAGUACCUGAUCGAUGCCUUUGGCGAGGUGCUAGGCCCCGUCAUGACAGCUGAGGCGCGAGUGGCCUGGGACAAGGCGUAUUGGGUGCUGGCUCGCAUGCUCAUCGGGCGCGAGGAGCAAAUGUACCGCGGGUUCGAGAGCGAGGGCUGGAAGGGUUGGCGCAAGUUCUGGGACGGCAAGAGGCUACCCGAGUUCCUCCCCGGCCAGUACAUCUCAAUCAAGCUCGAGAUGGACAGCGGCUACGUGCAGCUAAGGCAAUUUGCCCUCAGCGAUUCGCCCAAGCCUGACCACUACCGCAUCACGGUCAAGCGCGACCGGGGCAUGCAGGUGAAGAAGGCGGGCGGUGUCACCAACGUAAGCCCGGGCGUUGUGUCCAACAUCAUGCUAGACGACCUGCAGAGGGGUGACGAGGUCGAGGUGUCCCACCCGGCGGGCGAAAUCUUCCUCGACCGGCUCAGCGGCGGCCAACACGUACCCAUCGUCCUCAUUUCUGCCGGCGUCGGCGUGGCCCCCAUGAUCUCUAUCCUCAACUCCGUCAUCGAGCACCAGCCUUCGCGGCCCGUCUCCUUCAUCCACGGCUCCCAGCGAGACAUGCCCUUUGAGGACCACGUCCGCCGCGUCAGGCAGGCCGCUCCCAACGUCUCGGUCAACAUCUUCAAGUCGCGGCUGGCCGAGGCUGACCUCAUCGGCGUCGACUUUGACUACGAUGCCCGUGUGGACUUGGCCGCCGUGAAGCCCGAGGACCUCUAUCUCAACAACGGCUCAGCCGAGUACUACAUUGCGGACCCGAGCAAGCUCCAGGUCAAGACUCAGUAA